Molecule: messenger RNA, 213 nt
Organism: Gryllus bimaculatus (two-spotted cricket)
Lineage: Eukaryota; Metazoa; Arthropoda; Insecta; Orthoptera; Gryllidae
Source: the annotation of a GenBank genome assembly
AUGCCCGGACCAGCGCUCUCGGCGGCCGUUGACGCCACCACGCCGCAUCGACGCCGCGCCUGCCACCCGGCCGCGACGCCGACCGCCUUGCUGAUGGACAAAGGGAAACCGAGACGCAGCCUGCCGCCGACUGCACCACGACAAACGCCGGGGCGCUGGGCCGCCGUUCCUAAGGGAAAGGCCGACACUGCCCGGCAGCCGAUGAUGAACUGA